AUGAUGGAUGAUAUUGUGAAAGUAAUCAAAAAAGUUUAAGUUGUUCAAUUUCAGCAAGCUCUCUCUGAUAGCGUGAGAGCUGUAAAUACAAGCAGCAGUAUUGACGACUGAGGUUGCGGCCAUCGCCAGACUGGAGACCCUGCAGCACAAGCAGGUCCUCAUGUCUUGCGCGGAACAACAGUGGACUGGAAGAGCGACAACGAUUGUGCUUUGCACUUCCUAGUUGGGGCAACACAUGCAAGCGCCAGCUUCGAGGAGGCAGGCAACAUCAAUCAGCAGGCGGCAAGCAGGUGACCACCGGUGGCAGGCGACAAGUAGCAGCGUGCGACACGCCGCGCCCUACGGUGGGAGCCAUGGGCAGGGAUGCGCUUCUUUCCCAGAAGGCGGCUGGCCGUAGGGGCAAGGGGAAGCCACCAACCUCCAGGGAGCGUAACGGUAUGGGAGCGUGAACCUUUUGUAGGGUAAGAAUCAGGAGGAUGUGAAGACAGGGAAAAGGGGAGGGGCACUGCCCGACUGGGAGUUGGUUGGUUUGAAGCGGCUGUGUUGAGGAUGGUAGGAAGCUAGGCUGAGUUAUAUGUCGGAGCAGAGGAUGAAAGGGAGCAGUUGGUUUCAGGGAACUAGCCAGGCUUAGCUAUGGAUGGACAGGCAUGGGAGCCAUGGCUAGGAGAGAAUCCGGGCUAGGUUCAAACAAGCAGGAGGAAAACCAAAAGGCCAAAGGCUAGGGGGACAGAAUAAUGCAGGGUGCAGCAGACGGAACUGGUAGAUACGUUGGGCCAACAAUGAGGAGAGAGGGAAGUCACAGCUUGGAGAAUGGACAUGCAGCAUUUUUCUGAGGGCGAGGAUACCUCUGGAGGCUCUUGGGGGCAUUGUGAGCUAGCGAGGAGGACAGGGAGAGCUGGGGGAAAGGGGGUGGUGGGGGUGGGGGUGGGGGUGGAGGGGGUGGCUGGACCACAAAGAAAAGAGUGACAGUAUGAGAAGGUUGUUAGAGGAGGGGGGGGGAUGGAGUGGAUGGUUGGAGCACAAAGGAAAGAGUGCGAUAUAGACUAUUGCAGCUGAGAUGGGCAACAGGAAAGGAGGAGAAGGUCGUUAGUGGGAAGAGCAGGGAGUGAUUAUCGAGGGCAUAAGACGGGCCAGGGGAAGAAGUGGAAAGGGGCCGAGUCGUCUCUCAUAGAAAUGUGUGAAUGGCACAUUCAUGUUCUCCUGCACUUGGGAGGUCUUCUGGCGAAGAGCGGCAGAACACUGAGUUCUGGCUUUUUAUCAUAUUGUGGAAGUCCUGCAUGGUUUCCAGCGCUUACCGGCAUCAUCCUAUCAGCUGCAGAGUUCCAGUACAGCUUUUUGUGUGGAUCUUUUUUUUGCCGAGCGGCGGAUCGGAGGCUCCCGCGAAGAUCCACAGAACUGCUGUCUCUGCGCCGGAAUUCUUCAUAGCUUUAGCCUGCAUUGGAUUUUGCCUGCGUAGGCGUUCGAUAUGGUUUCACUCUCUGUGCCUACUGGCAUCAUCCUAUGGGCUGCGGAGUUCUAUAUAUCUAGCUUCACUGUCUCUGCCCAGGAGUUCUUCAUCGCUUCAGCCUUCACUGGUGUUGGCCUGCGUAGGUGUUCUAUAUGGUGGCACCCUCUCUGCCUACUGACAUCAUCCUAUGGGCUGCGAUGUUCUAUGUAGUUUCACUAUCUCUGCCCAGGAGUUCUUCAUAGCUUCAUCCCUCACUGGUGUUGGCCUGCGUCGGAGUUCGAUAUGGUUUCACUCUCUCUGCCCAGGAGUUCUUCAUAGCUUCAGCCCUCACUGGUGUUCGCCUGCGUAGGAGUUCUAUAUGGUUCGACUCUCUCUGCCCAGGUUGUUCUUCAUGGUUUCAGCCUUCCCUGCCGUUGGCAGAGUUUGAUGCAUGCACGGAAUAGUGUUGACGAAUGGACUUUUGGAUUCACAACCUAAUUCUGUGGAUAAGAAUGCUUGGGUGAUUUGUGCAAUGCUUGGUUGAUUUUUGUGCACUCUGUAAUCGUUUUCCGAGUUGUAGGUGUAUGAUUGUAGCAAAGACAUUAUAUCGGCGGCAAAGAGAUAUUUUAUCAAUUUGUCCGGGCGCUCUUGUGGCCACUGGCCAUUGCAUGUA
Molecule: messenger RNA, 2099 nt
Organism: Chara braunii
Lineage: Eukaryota; Viridiplantae; Streptophyta; Charophyceae; Charales; Characeae
Source: the annotation of a GenBank genome assembly